AUGAGGAUUGAAGUUGUAAGAACAUAUUCCCUAAAAGGCUACAACUUUAUAUCAAUUUCGGAUCCACAAAAUAGAGAAAUACACGAAACUUCAAGAUUUGAAAUGAUCCAUGCUGCAUUUGAAGCUGAAAGUGUUCGAAUUUGCUACAAUGACUUCUCAUUUGUUAAUCAAAACAGGAAUUCAGCAAUUUUGAUUGACAAUAUUAAAGUUUUUAGAGAAACUGAGAAUCGAAUUAAUGCAAAGGUUUUUAAAUCUAUGGGACUUCAUAUUGUGAUAUUGCUUGACGGAAAUUUCGAUGAUGUCCAUGAAAUAUUCGAAAAUUUUUGGAUUAAAUCAAUUUUCAACAUUAUUGCACUAAUGAAUAACAAUGGAACUCUUCUCUUAAGCUUUGAACCAUUCGCAGAUCCUCAAAAUUGUGGCGACACAAGUCCAAAAGUCAUCAAUCGCUUUUUAAAUGGAAAAUUUGUAGACAAACUUAAUUUAAAAAAGACAUUUGACAACAUGAACCGCUGUCCAAUCACUGUCACAACAUUUGUCGAUCCAGUAGCUAUCAUGAAAGAAUCUUUUGCUAACGGAUCCUUCAUUCUUCGAGGACAUGAAGUACAAAUGAUUAAAACAAUUUCUAAAAUGCUUAAUUUCACUUUGAAUCUUAAGUUUCGUGAAGGUUUGCAGCAGUGGGGGAUAGUUUAUGAGAAUGGAACCUGCACCAAAGCAUUUAAAGUGUUGAAUGACAAGAAAACUGACAUCUUGCUGGGUAAUUUGUAUCUUAAGGAAUCAAGAUGUUAUUACUUUGACAACAGCGCUACCUACUUGAAUUAUCCUGUCUUUUUAGUGCUGUCACCACAGGAAAAGUUGAGUAGUUUUGAAAAGCUGUUAAGUCCUUUACAAACCUCAGUAUGGUUAAUGGUUCUACUGACAAUUGGCUGUGGAAUUGUAGUCAUUAUGGCUAUAACCUUAAAAUUCAAAUUUUUAAGGCAAUUUGUGUACGGCGAAGGAGUUCAUUAUCCAGUCACAAACUUAUUUACUGCUUUUAUUGGGUUGCCACAACCAAUUAUGCCGAAGAUGAAUUUUUCGCGAUUUAUUUUAAUGAUGUUCAUGAUGCUAAGCCUAGUUCUUAGAAGUAUCUAUCAAGGAUCACUUUACAAAUUCUUACAAUCCGAUGGACGACAAAAGGAACCGAAAACAAUAGCUGAACUUAUAGAAAAAGAUUAUACAUUCAUAACCAGCGAAUCUAGUCUGGAUAUGAUCAAAAAAUAUAAUUCAAAAAUGUACACCAGAACAAAACCAGUCGAAGAUAAUGCUGAAAAUGAUUUAGAUGCAUUUGCUGGAACAGCACAAAGAACAGCAUCAUUUGCAUCAAAACUUGAAGUUCUGCAAUACAGCAUGAAUCAUAGCAAUUUUCCUUAUAAAAUAUGUAAGGAGCAUUUUGUAACUAUUAAUGUUGCAAUGUUCUUCAAUAAGAACUUCUUUCUUAAACGAGCUAUCGAUGAAGCACUGCAGAAAAUAUUAGUUCAUGGAUUUAUGAAGCAUUGGAUGAAAGAAUUUGAUAGAACUGAUAAGUGGAACUAUAAAGAUAAGAAUCCGACUGUUUUGACAGUUGAGCAUCUUUCUGGUGCUUUUCAAUUACUUUUGAUUGGAAAUGUUUGUGGAUUGGUUGUGAUUUUGGUGGAAAUUAUGGUUUAUAGAUUAAAAUUGGUUCAUAGUUUUUGA
Molecule: messenger RNA, 1710 nt
Organism: Chironomus riparius
Lineage: Eukaryota; Metazoa; Arthropoda; Insecta; Diptera; Chironomidae
Source: the annotation of a GenBank genome assembly